GGUGCUUGUGCAAAGAGGCAAAGGUUAGCAGUGAAAUAUUAAACAGUCUGAAGCUGCAGCAUUACGUGCUCUAGAAGAUUUCUGCAGUGUGCAGGAUGAAGAUUGAUAUCCAUAAUCAUAUUCUGCCCAAGGAAUGGCCCAAUCUGAAAGAGAGGUACGGAUAUGAUGGAUUCGUCCAGCUGCACCACCACUGUAAAGGAGAGGCCAAAAUGAUGAAGGAUGGGAAAGUGUUCCGGGUGAUUCAGGAAAACUGCUGGGACGCUGAGGCUCGGAUACGGGACAUGGAUAAGCAUGGUGUAACAGUGCAAGCCCUUUCUACAGUACCUGUAAUGUUCAGCUACUGGGCCAAACCUCAGGAUACUCUGGACCUGUGUGGAAUCCUGAACGAUGACCUGGCAACCACUGUCCGGCGGUACCCUAAGCGUUUCAUUGGCCUGGGAACGCUGCCCAUGCAGACUCCUGAGCUGGCUGUGCAGGAGAUGAGACGCUGCGUGAAGGAGCUGGGCUUCCCAGGAGUACAAAUUGGUUCACACAUCAACAACUGGGACCUCAACGCACCUGAGCUUCAUCCCAUCUAUGCUGCUGCUGAGGGGCUAAACUGUGCAAUAUUUGUGCACCCGUGGGAUAUGCAGACAGAUGGUAGAAUGGCCAAGUACUGGCUGCCAUGGCUAGUUGGUAUGCCUUCGGAAACUACAAUGGCGAUCUGCUCUAUGAUAUUUGGGGGCAUUUUUGAGAGAUUCCCUAAGCUAAAGGUGUGCUUUGCUCAUGGAGGUGGUGCUUUUCCUUACACCGUUGGACGAAUUGAGCAUGGCUUCAACGUGCGGCCAGACCUGUGUGCUACAGAUAAUAAGAUCAAUCCACGCAAAUAUUUAGGAUCCUUUUACACCGAUUCUCUGGUCCAUGACCCCCUUGCUCUUCAGUUACUCAUUGACGUCAUAGGAAAGGAUAAAGUAAUGUUAGGAACAGAUUACCCAUUUCCGCUUGGGGAACUGGAACCAGGAACAUUAAUAGAAUCAAUGAGUGGAUUUGACAGCGUGCUAAAGGAUAAACUCCUGGCAGGGAAUGCUCUUGAAUUUUUAGGUCUACAGAGAAAACAAUUUGAGUGACAUCUCUCUGCUAACAAAAGCAGCAUAUGUUGUGUUCCGGAUGCCGGUAUGAUCAUGCAGGGUAACCAGCUAAACCAGCUUAGACCAGCAUGGCCUACAAAAUCUGAUGGAUCAGUGAUGGAUAUAAAGAUGAAGGAGUAACAUUGCUGCUAAUAUAAUUGAUUUAACAUGAUCAUUUCUAUCAAGAGUUGUUUUGAUUUUUGAAAAGAUCUUGCCCCUCAAAUAUUACAUUAUUUUGCAAAUUCAGUGUGCGAUAUGAUUCAUUCAUUAAUUUAUUCAUUUAUUGUUUAUAUCCCAUCACUAGCCUAGGGUAAGUGCCUUUUCUACCACAUAUCUAAGCCAUAGAGAAAUCCAGCUUAGCCCCAGGGCUGCUAAUAUGGGCAAAAUCCUGACUAAAGAAUGACGCAUGACAGGGCGGGUAUGUUGACACCAGUGGUCUUCUCUGCAAACCUAAUAAAGUGCUGCAGUUGUAAAUGUCAUGUUUGGUGGAACUGCUCUGAUGGAAAUGGUGACUCAGUCGUUUCUGUGGGUUUCUUUUAAUGAAUAAAGAGGCUAGAUCCCCACAAUAA
Pygocentrus nattereri (red-bellied piranha) is the source of this 1675-nucleotide messenger RNA. RefSeq names its product aminocarboxymuconate semialdehyde decarboxylase (gene acmsd). Gene Ontology annotation, biological process: secondary metabolic process. Lineage: Eukaryota; Metazoa; Chordata; Actinopteri; Characiformes; Serrasalmidae. The transcript has 10 exons. Gene Ontology annotation, cellular component: cytoplasm; cytosol. The record is from RefSeq and is a predicted model, not a curated record. Gene Ontology annotation, molecular function: carboxy-lyase activity; hydrolase activity. The coding region runs from base 96 to 1106 and encodes 336 amino acids.